AUGAAAGUAGCCGCAGAGCUCCCCCUACGUAUUCUGACCCACAAUAUCCGGUAUGCAACCUCGUCGCCCUUCGAGGGCGAGCGACCCUGGGCCGAGCGCAAGCAACUACUCCUCAACGAGCUACACUACAAUACACGCCAUCAGGACGCGUUCAUCUGCCUACAAGAGGUUCUACACAACCAGCUGGUGGAUAUCCACACAGGACUAAACUCCUCUCCGCAUCCCUCCUCCGCCAACCCGACCUGGGAGUACAUCGGGGUCGGCAGAGACGAUGGUCGCGAAGCAGGCGAGUAUUCCCCGAUCUUCUACCAACCCUCCGUCUGGCAGCUCCAGCACUGGGAGACCGUCUGGCUGUCCGAGACCCCGGACGUGCCCUCUAAGAGCUGGGACGCCGCCUCAAUACGCAUCGUCACCGUGGCUGUUUUCACCCAUCGUGCGAGCAGCCGGAUGGUGCUGGCACUAAACACCCAUCUCGACGACCAGGGUUCCCGCUCCCGCUUCGAGGCCGCCCAUAUCAUUCUGGCUAAGAUUGAGGAGUAUCGGACGAAAAUAUUGUCUGGGAGUAGCACCAUCUCGGGUGUGUUUCUCGCAGGCGACUUCAACAGCCAGGAGCACCAGGAGGCCUAUGCGGUGCUGACUGCGCCGGAGUCGCCGCUGGCCGAUGCCGCCAAGUUGGUGACACCCACGGAACAUUACGGCCACUCUUUCACGUGGACCGGGUUCGGCCAUGAAGGCCAGGAUCCCACGCGCAUUGAUUACAUCCUGCUGGAGUCCGCGGCGGACAAGGUAUUCAGCCAUGGUCGCCAACCGUGGUUCAUCGAGGGGUAUGCCGUUCUGGACAACCGGUUCGAAGAUGGGGUGUUCAACUCGGAUCAUCGGGCGGUGGUGGUUGAUGUGCUCUUGGGAGAAUAG
Aspergillus saccharolyticus JOP 1030-1 is the source of this 912-nucleotide messenger RNA. RefSeq names its product endonuclease/exonuclease/phosphatase family protein. The coding region runs from base 1 to 912 and encodes 303 amino acids. The transcript has a single exon. Gene Ontology annotation, molecular function: 3'-5'-RNA exonuclease activity. NCBI's taxonomy places the organism in Eukaryota, Fungi, Ascomycota, Eurotiomycetes, Eurotiales, Aspergillaceae. The record is from RefSeq and is a predicted model, not a curated record.